Messenger RNA from Heterotrigona itama, 3373 nucleotides. The record is from the annotation of a GenBank genome assembly. NCBI's taxonomy places the organism in Eukaryota, Metazoa, Arthropoda, Insecta, Hymenoptera, Apidae.
AUGGGAAAGAGGCGAAAAGGGAAGUGUACAGAGAUACAGGGUAGUCAGUUGCACUUCAGUCGCGACACAUCAUGGAUCAUAAGCUACCCGAGUAUUACAAUUCGACUGUGUUGAUGUUGUCGGUGAUCGGACUCUGGCCCUAUCAGAGAUCCGGCUUUCAAUUGUUUCAAAAUGUCGUUAUCUUCGUUGUCAUUAUUUUUUCGUCCGUCGUGCAGGUAAGAACAAAGCCUGAACUUUAUCCUGCAUCUCUCCAGUUUUUUUUCUUUUUUUUUCUUUUUUCCAACAUUCCCACGUACUUUGAAAAUGAAGAAACACAAACGUUUCUAUCGAGACGACAGACUCGAGCGUUUCCACCCGUGCGCCCGUAUUUAGUCGAAAAUAAAUGUCCAAUCGAUGAAUACCGUUUAAUUCGAAAUCAAACAACAAUCCAUCGGGACCGAUCGGAAUUAAUUAAUUGCCAAUUGUCGAGUUGAAUUCAAAGUUGAAAGUUUGAAAUUGGAUCUCGGUUUAACAGCGUCGAUGGGCAUGGGGGAGAGGGGGGGGGGGAUUCAAAUUUUCAAGUGGAACGCACAACGCUAAAUUUUCAUAUUAUUUUCGAAAUCGAUGCUGUCACGAUGAAUUGAACAUUUCGAUUGAAGGUGUAGAAUCAUUGAACCAUGUCUUUUUUUUUUUUUUUUUUUUUUUUCUUAAAAAUGCUUCGUUAGAAUCGUUAAAUCGACGCAUUGCUUACAGUUUCAACCUCUAUUUACGUUGGAGUGCACGGUAUUCAUGUUCCUACAGAAUAUGUCGCACGGGACAAUAUUACUUUCGCUGUUCGCUAGAUACGUCGUAUACUGGUAUGAGAAUGAGACAGUGAGUUGACAAAACUUGUAUUUGAACAUGAUACAUAUCUAUCGAUCGUUCUAUUUGUUUAAAAAGAAAAAAGGAACACGCGAACGUACAUUGUACGUUUACGCUCACAAUAUGAUAACAUCAGUGUUACGACACAUUAAGAAAAGAAAAGAAAUAUACGUAGCUAAGAAUGGAAACAAAGUGUUGCAUUCCUAAAACUACGACUAUUAAAAUAAAUAAUAUUUCUAAUGUUUAAAAUUGAAAGUAGGGCAAAAUGUGACUUAUCGUCUUCUUCAUUUAUCACGUCAGAUCAAGCGAAUCAUGGAAGAAGUGAAUUACGUUUGGGACACGGUGUACGAUGACGGAGAGCUCUCGAUUCUGAAGAAAUACACCUAUAAAGGACAAUAUUAUGUAAAAGUUAUAAUACUAAUAACAUUUCUGUCGAUGUUGAUGACGAUGGUGGCUUGCCUUCCUCCCGAAAUCUUCGACGUCCUCUUACGAUUGAACACAUCUCGAUCCCAUAAAUCUUUAUUACAGCUGCAAUAUUUCUUAGACGAACGGAAAUACUUGUCCCUGAUGAUGAUAUUUCAAGAAAUGAUGUACUUUCUAAGCGCUAUUAUAAUUAUAGGCACUGAAUCAUUGUGUGCCAUGUUGCUACAGCACGCUACUAGUUUAAUUGAAAUUGUUAGUUACCGUAUUAAGAAAGCUGUUCUACUGUGUGUGACUCAGUCCAAAGAUGAGAACGACAGCUGCAGAGAAAUUCUGAUUGCCUCCGUGAUUAUGCACAACAGAAUAAUCAAGUUCUUGUCACAGUCGAUAUUCGUGAUGAACAGUUUCGAGCAUGCACUGAUGUUCCUGGCACUUUUAUUGGCCGAGUUGUUUUUCAUAAUUUCCAUAAAUUACGAAUUUCAAGGGAUAUUAAAUUCCCUCGAGGGCAUUUACACGACUAUGUGGGUAACUAAAGUAUGCAACACCAAAUGGUACACAGCACCAUUGUCUGUGCAGAAAUUCUUGUUGUUCAUUCUGUUAAACAUUAUGUCAACUCGAGACUUCACCUUGUUGAUAGUAUUUUCUCCAUCGGUCAGAGGCAUUUCAAUGUGGGAAAUUAAAUCGAAGAAGCGAGCAAUCAGUAGUUCUUGAACCAUUGUACGCGAUGGUCGAUGCACUGGCGUAUUAUAGUUUCCCUAGGAUUCUCUUAACAAUAAUAGGACUUUGGCCGUAUCAGAACACGAGAUUCACCAUUUUGAAAAACAGCCUCAUCAACUUCAGUUUUUUUAUUUUCAUCGUGGCACAGUUAAUGGUCUUCAAAACCAGGGAAUUCAUGCUAAAGUACGUUUCGUUCGUGCUCAUGAGCUUGGGCUCAUUUGUAAGGUACAAUAUAAGUUGGUAUCAACUUUCUACAGUAAAGAAGUUUAUGGACAAAGUAAGGCGCGACAUGGAAAUGGAACAAGGCGAGACACUUCAGAUUAUGAAAAAGCACGCUUACAUGGCUAGAGUCUACGGAUUACGAUUCGGAUAGAAUUGUGCCGACGAACGAAACUCGUCUGAAGAAAUGUCCUAUAAGUACGGAUUACCUGAUACUUGAUGGCAAUCAUUUACUCCCGUUUCUACAUACAGGAUUCUCGAUAAUAAUUUUGGUAACUGUGUUCGUGGGAACGGAAACGUUAGCGAUCUUCGGGCUGAAACAUGCUGCCAGUUUGAGCGAAGUUGCCAGUUACUACGUGAGGAAAACUAUUUUCACAAAUUCGAAAUACCAAUGCGAUGACAAAACAAGAAAGGAUAUAGCAAAAGCCGUAAUCGCCCAUGUCAGAGGGCUAGACUGUCCGCAUCGCAAUCCGACUUGCUUUCAUCCGAAUUCGAAGAACCAGUUGCCAGUUUCUUACUUAUCCUUUGCGAAUUAGUGUAUAUGUAUUACUUGAAUUACUUGUGCGAACAAGCGUAUGAUUGCUAUAACAACUUUUCCCUGGAAAUUGUAUAGUCUUCAAAACGGGGGAAUUUAUGCUAAAGUAUGUUUCAUUCGUACUCAUGAGCUUGGGCUCUUUUGCAAGGUACAAUAUAACUUGGUAUCAACUUCCUACAAGAAUUCUGCCGACGAAUGAAACACGUUUGAAGAGUUUCCCCAUAAGUACGGAUUACCUGAUACUUGAUGACAAGUACCAUUUACUCCCGCUUCUACAUAUGAACUUCUCGUUGCUAAUUUUAGCAACUAUCUUCACAGGAACGGAAACGUUAGCGAUCCUCGGGCUGAAACAUGCUGCCAGUUUGAGCGAAGUUGCCAGUACGGAUUACUUGAUACUCGAAGAGAAGUGUGGUUUUCUCACGUUUCUACAUAUAAACUUUUCGAUAAUAAUUUUCGUAACUGUGUUCGCGGGAACGGAAACGUUAAUGAUCCUAUGGCUAAAACAUGCUGUCAGUUUGAGCGAAAUUACCAGGUAUAACGAGAAAUGUAUAAUUGUACGAUGCACCAUUUGUGCAUUUGAAAUAACAAUGCACGUUAAUAGUGUUUUAUUAAUAUGAUAAUAGAUCAGUAUUUUACUGGUGA